GCGUGGCGUCACGCCUCCCGCAGGAGCGAGCAGGCAAGAAGACGAGGAAGAAAGAAAACGCACGGAUUUAGGCAACACGCUCGCACAAAUGUAGCGCGGGUUGCUUACCACCUUCCAGGAACAAAAUUUAAAAUUUUCGAAAAUUGUAAUUAAAAUAGCAAAGGUCACAGAUGCCGAGUUGCUGAUUUGAGGGCAACCUGGAUGACGCGCGCGCUGAGAACUUCAAUCAAACUUUAUCAAACUUUAUCCCAGCAACUGGAGGACAUGGAUGUGAAAAUUGGUCUGCUUGUGCAAAACAGAAUUUCCCUACAUGAUGUGCAAGCCCACCAUUCCCAAAUGUCCGAUCUUGCACGAGGCCCAAAGUCCUCAAUGUCGGAUCAGCCGUCAGUGGGGUGCAGCUUUUUGGGAGGCAAAGGACUCAAGUCCCUGACCAAGGAGGGCAGGCACCUGCUUGAAGGAUACCAAAACCUUUUCUACCUGCUGCAAACGCAGCCUCGAUAUUUGUCCAAGUUGUUAUUUUGCUUGCCGCAGAGCAAGUCCAUGCAUUUCCUUCAAGACGUAAUUUUCUCCCUUUUCAACUUUGGCUCCAGUAAGAGGGAUGAGUACAUGUUGUUGAAUCUUCUGAAAACGGCACUUGAGGAGGAAAUCAAAUGUAAAUUCAAGGAGCCUGUGGACAUUCUCAAAGUAUACCCUCAAGUCUUGAAAAUCGCCGUCAACUUUUCUCGUCAGCACUCUGGGCAAAAUGCGCUGCGUGAAAUUUUGGGUCCUCUCAUUCAAAGAGUGGUCAACGACAAAAGCACAGUUUUUGAAACAAAUCCUAUUGAGAUUUACAACAGCUGGAUCAACAAAAUGGAAAUGACCACAGGCGCAGCCAGUGAUCUGCCUCGAAACGUGACUGUUGCCGAAGCAUUGGCACACGAAGAAGUACAAAAGCGCCUUCAAAAAGGCAUUCAAAGUCUGCAGGAAACAGUGCGUCUCUUUCUUGAGCGAAUUUGUGAGGAGCGCGAGCAGCUUCCUUACAGUUUGUUGCACACGGCUCGCACUCUACACAACGCCCUUGCUCAAAGGUUCCCAGGUUUUCCCGAAAAAGAUCUUUUGAAGGUUAUUGGACACGUUGUUUAUUACCAUUUCAUUAAUGCUGCCAUUGUGGCCCCUGAUGCCUACGAUGUUGUCACCCUGCCUGCAGACAAAACCCUCACUGCAGAUCAGAGGAACAAUUUAGCUAGCAUUGCCAAAAUCCUUCAGUAUGCAGCUUCCAAGAAAGGGUUUGGUGAAGAGUCGUCGCACUUGAAAGUUCUCAACCCUUUCAUCAUACAGUGUCACGAAAAGUUCAAAAAAUUCCUCACUCGCUGCUGCCAAGUAGAAGACCUUGAAGAACACUUUGGAGUUCAUGCCUACUCGGAGGCCACCAUGAUUGUCAAGCCUACCAUUUUAAUAUCGCUGCAGGAACUCUGGGACACGCAUCAGUUAGUUUUGCAGUAUGAGGAUGACAUUGCGCCUAAACAAUCUGAUCCGUUGCAUUCUAUCCUUGAAGGCCUGGGUCCUUUGACUUCUGUACGCAAGUUGCUAGGAGGGAGCUCCACUGACUCCUUGCUUCCGAAGGGAGACAUAACCUUGACGCUGUCCAACAGUAAACUUGAGGUGCUCACAGAGCAGAUGUCAAAUGGAAAGCAAGAGCCAAAUCAAAGUCAAAUGUUCAUUAUGGCAAAAGAACUGCUUGUGGCGUUGCUUCCGUUCCUCAAAGGUUCAUCUUUGACGGAAGCUCUGGAUGCACAGGAGCUGCCGGGCCAAAAUGAACAAUUUCUCAAGCAGCAGAAUUCUAUCCACUCACAGCAGUCAGGAAACAAUUCAAAUUUGCAUCUGAGUAAGAGGCGCCUUCAACUCUGGCUUGGCAAAUUGGAACAACAGGGGCUGGUGUCCUCUGAAAACGACUACCAGCAACUUCUUUCCUCCGUGGCCAAAGACAUUAUCAACAGAGGCCAAUAUUGCCAGGCUAGGCGCAACGAAAUGGUCCUUUUAAAAAACACCAUCAGCAGUUUGGAGCAGAAAAAUCAGUGGUACCAAAAACAAGUCGAAUUUUACAACAAGUACAUUGAAACUUGCCUGGCAAGCCUGGACAGUGGAAAGAAAAGGGUCCACACUCUGCGCCUCUCAGGGCAGCACCCAGGCAAGGCCAAGACGCAGAAGGUACUUAAGUACACUGCAGCCCAGCUGCACGCAAAAGGAGUGCUGCACCAAAUGCAGGGUCUGCCGUCUAACCAAUUCAAGAGCGUCCAAUUUGAAAUCUCACCCUCCGAGUCUGUGGGAGUUUUCCUCGUCAAAGGAUGUUUCAUGGGCAUACCCAUGGACAGUGCAGAAAUCGACAUUCAGGAGUUGCUGCAGCUUCAGUACGAGGGCAAGGCGAUCAUGGAUAUGUUUGGAAAAGCAAAGGUCAAUGUUAACCUGCUGCUCUUCCUGCUGAACAAGAAGUUCUAUGGAAAAAGUUAAAAAUUUACCAAUAUAUGUAUUUUGGGAAACUCGUCGCUUGCUGCAUUCCUUUCUAGUAGAUGAUUGAAAAGUGAACUAACCUGACUUUUUACUUCACUUAACUUGCAUUCUCUAAGUCUUCAUGUGAUUUUCAAUUUCCUAGCUUCUUUACUUGUUUCUAUUGUGUAGUGAAAGAAUUACCGAAUAAUAUUAAAAAUAAAACUCUUGUUUAUCAUGA
Molecule: messenger RNA, 2704 nt
Organism: Neocloeon triangulifer
Lineage: Eukaryota; Metazoa; Arthropoda; Insecta; Ephemeroptera; Baetidae
Product: ras GTPase-activating-like protein IQGAP1
Exons: 14
Coding region: 202-2487 (761 amino acids)
Biological process (GO): regulation of actin cytoskeleton organization; regulation of GTPase activity
Cellular component (GO): cytoplasm
Molecular function (GO): calmodulin binding; GTPase activator activity; actin filament binding
Source: RefSeq, a predicted model, not a curated record